Messenger RNA from Ceratitis capitata (Mediterranean fruit fly), 1160 nucleotides. RefSeq names its product peroxisomal membrane protein 11B (gene Pex11ab). Gene Ontology annotation, cellular component: peroxisomal membrane. The transcript has 4 exons. The record is from RefSeq and is a predicted model, not a curated record. Lineage: Eukaryota; Metazoa; Arthropoda; Insecta; Diptera; Tephritidae. Gene Ontology annotation, biological process: regulation of peroxisome size; peroxisome fission. Bases 218 to 961 code for a protein of 247 amino acids.
UAAAUUAUUCGUUGACUCAACUCUGCUCAAAUCCUUAUAGCAAUUUUUCCAACCCCACCAUUUUCAACUACCAACAGCUGUGCCGUAAAUCUCAACACAGCGGCAUUUGACAACUGCGCCUCAUAAUACAACAAUAACAAAACAGUCGUUUAAACAGUGAACAUUUCAUAUUUAGUUGUGAAGAGCACACGAAAUCGAAACAAAAAAGCGAGGAAUCAUGAGUUUGGACGCUUUAAUCAAACUAAAUAACCAAACAGCAGGACGUGAUAAAAUUGCACGGCUGAUUCAGUACACAUCGCGUGCCUUAUGGGACUCGCUGGAGAGUGUCGAUGCCAGUCCUGCACUCGCCGAUAACUUCAAAACAGUGGAGUACAUACUGAGCACUUUCCGAAAACUUUUGCGUUUCGGUCGCUGUGUGGACGUCUUCUACUCUUCGUUGCGUACAAUACACCAUCCUGAAUUGACGAUACGUGUUACCUUGACAUUGAGCAAGUUAUCACAGUCACUGUUUCUUUUGGGCGAUCACUUUAUGUGGUUGGCACGUACUGGCCUCGUCAAGAGCAUAAAUACAAAGAGUUGGGGCAAAUUCGCGAAUAAGUAUUGGUUGCUGUCAAUUAUAAUGAAUCUCUGUCGCGAUGUAUAUGAAAUAUUUCGUUUAAUGAAUCUGCAUAAGGCAGGCGCAAAGAGCGGUAUAAUCCGUGGAAAUAUCACCACCUCACCGUUGAGUAUAAAUUCACGACGUGACUUUAAUCGAUUAGCCUUGUAUUCGUAUUCCUUGAUGUUGGCCCACAAAGAUGUUGCUGUGGAUACGGUGAAAAAUCUGUGCGACCUAUUUAUACCAUUAACAGGUUUGGGUUAUACGAAUUUGACACCACGCACAAUUGGUAUUUUGGGUGCUAUUUCGUCUGUGGCCGGUUUAUGGGCAUUAUUAGAUCCAGCAGCGAAGAUAUUGCCGGCAUAACCUCGAUUGUUGCCAUUGGUAGGCUAAGAAUUAAAGUAGAGAGAACCACUUUACCCCUAAAUUAUGAAUUUUGUGAUGAGUAAAUUUAUAUAGAUUCCAAAAUAAACAAAUGAAGACUUUGAAUUCAUCUGAUUCGUAUUAGAAUAUGCUUAUAUACAUAUGUAUACCACCAUGGUUUGCUUAUUUUUUUUGAUCUAUU